Parasteatoda tepidariorum (common house spider) is the source of this 3674-nucleotide messenger RNA. It is a transcript of the gene Plap, whose product is annotated as phospholipase A2 activator protein. The record is from RefSeq and is a predicted model, not a curated record. Gene Ontology annotation, molecular function: ubiquitin binding. Lineage: Eukaryota; Metazoa; Arthropoda; Arachnida; Araneae; Theridiidae. Gene Ontology annotation, cellular component: cytoplasm; nucleus. Gene Ontology annotation, biological process: ubiquitin recycling; proteasome-mediated ubiquitin-dependent protein catabolic process.
UGAACCUUAUCUAGUUCACAUUUUCACAUUUAUUUCUUUGAACUCGCAUCUACGUUAUUUUAUUCAAUGAGAGCGGUCCCUUGUCCUGUUAGUUUCAUAGGUCAUUGAAUUCGACUGAGUGUUCCACUCAGGGGAAAAAAAUUUUGAAAAUUGCAAAAAAUUUCUUUAAAAAAGAAAAAGAGAAUUGAAGUACCUCAAAUAUGAUUUAAUCCAACCUUACUAUUCAGCUAAUUUUUUAAUUGAAGAGAGUUAGGUUAAAGCACUUCGUUCAGUUUCAUGAAUAAUCAUUUUUGGAAUGAAGAAUGAAUAUCAGUCAAUCAUAUCUUUCGUCAAGUUUGUGAUUCGUACUUAUUGUUGUUGUUUAUUUAAUAUCCUCUUUCUUCUAAUUGUGUUGUAAUAUUUUCUUAGGUAUGGAUACUUCAGAGAUGCAGCAAUAUAAAUAUUCUAUUAAAUAUGCUUAUAAAGCGCAUGACUGUGACGUACGAGUAGUUAAAGCCGCAGCUUUUUCCGAUAGUGGUAUUAUUACCGGUUCCCGUGAUUCAUUAGUUAAAGUUUGGACUUCAGAUGGGGAGAAUUCUUUCAAGAAAGAGUGCACCUUAGUUGGAGCUACAAACUUUAUUGCUAGUUUAUGUAUACUUCCUUCUAGUUCUGAUUAUCCUGAUGGUUUGAUAUUAGCUGGAAGUAAUGAUUCGAAAAUAUAUGGAUUUACUUUUAAUUCCAGUGAGCCUGUAUUACGAUUGUUUGGGCAUUCAAGUACAGUUUGUUCAUUGUCAGCGGGGAAUUUUGGAUUUUUUGUCAGUGGUUCGUGGGACAAAACAGCUCGCUUGUGGACUGGUCAACAGUGUACUAAUAUAUUAGAAGGUCAUGACCAAGCAGUUUGGGCUACCGAAGUUUUGCCCUGUCAAAAUAUUGUAUUGACGGGAUCAGCUGAUCGUACCAUUCGUAUAUGGCAUUCAGGUACUUGUCAGAAAGUUCUCUAUGGCCAUGAAGAUUGUGUUCGUGGACUUGCUAUCAUGUCAAACAUGAAUUUUCUUUCCUGUAGCAAUGACGGCUCCAUACGGAUGUGGAAUUUAAAUGGAGAGUGCUUAAAUAUUUAUAAUGGCUCUUCUAACUAUAUCUACAGUAUUACUAUUUUCAAUAAUGGAGUUGAUUUUGCAACAUGUGGUGAAGAUCAGAUUUUAAAAAUAUGGGAAAAGGGACACUGUGUCCAAGCUAUUGCAAUUACAUCAAAAACUUUGUGGUCCGUGACGUGCUUAACGAAUGGAGAUUUAGCCGUCGGUUGCAGUGAUGGAAGUGUUUAUAUUAUAGGUAAAACACCUCUAGAUUAUACAGAGUUUACCUACGUCGAAGAAAAACGAUCCGAUUCGCCUCUUCCGACCGUCGACGGCAAGCCGGGUGACGAGAUUCCGGCCGAAUUGUUCAAUAAAGAUCCUCCGUUGGAUAAUGGCGGGGAUUGCAACAAUGACAAUAUAGAAUUUUUAAUUGAGGUUAAAGGUCAGUUUUUCAAAGUUAUUUAUCGCAAAGGAGAAGACCCUUGGGAUGUAGCGCAGAAAUUUGUGGCUGAGCAUUCCUUGGCUAUAAGUCAUACCAGUGAAAUAGCCGAUUACAUAUUCAAACUGACCGCUUCAGAACUAAAUACUGUUCAAAAUGAUUACUUCCCAGUAAAGGAGUAUUUUCUGUAUACAAAUAUAAAUGCAAAUGGGUUAAAAGCGAAGUUACUUGAAUUCAGUUCUGUUGUUCCUAAGGAACAGUUUGUUCAGUCGUCAGACAUUGAAAAUCUUGCCUUAUUGACCAAAUUGCCUGAUGAUGUUUCCAAAGAACAAUUGCAGUCUUUAGAUGUCAUCUUGACUUGGAGUGAUGAGUAUCUUUUUCCAGCUUUGGAUUUGCUUCGUCUUGCCGUCAGGUGCAAGGUCAUUCGUUUGAAGGUCGUCAGUGGUCAGACGUUCAUCAAUCAUCUACUGCAAAUAAUACGAAGCACAAAUAAAUCUGUUAAUAAACUGCUGGUUAUCAAAAUAUUCUGCAAUUUGUUUGAUUCUGAAGAAGGAGAAGAAGUUGUGAUGAAUUUUCAAGAUAAAAUCUGCACGACUGUUAAAGAAGUGCUACUGUCUAAUGACAAGAAUAUUCAGAAAGCUUGUGCAUCGUUGUUAAUGAACUAUGCAAUUGCAGGAUAUAAUGGAAGACCUCUUAAUGUGGAACAUUAUUGUAGAGAUGUCAGUGAAGUUUUGUACAUAUUAGUCGACUCGGAAGCUUUGUAUCGAGCCUUAGUCGGUAUCGGAACUCUGUCUGUAUCCAAUAAGAUUGCCUUAUCUUCUUUUAAGACUUUAAAUGUUCAGCAGUUUCUGUUGAAAUGUAAAGAAGAUGUCGAUCUACCGGCAAAUGUGACGAAUGCUGCAAAACUUUUAAUAGAUGUUUUAAAAUCUUAAACUGAUUGAUGUGAUAAAAAUUUCGAAUAAUGCUUAUGUUGUAAAGUUUAUAAAUAUACUUAUGGGUUUAAUUAUAAAAACUUCUUUCACCAUUGAACAAAGUAAUUUUUGCAUUUAUUCUUGUCUCACAAAAUAUUGUAUGCAAUUUUUUUUUUAUGUAGGUAAGAAUAAAUGAACUGAAGGUAUGUUAUAAAAUAAAUUGUGAAUAUUUUUUUCGAUAAGGAACUGAUGGUAACUUUGGCUUAGGAACAGUUUAUUGAGAAAUUAUUUCGAUUUCAAUUUUUAUUCAUAUAUAUUGCAUACUAUUUUUUUUUAAGUCUUGUAAUUUAUUUUUUUUUUCUAAUUUUUAUCACAUUUUUGUACUGAUAUUUCUGCUAGAAAUACUAUUUCUUAAGACAACUGAAUGACAUCCAAAUUUCUUUUAAAAUGCUAAGCUUUCAUUGUGAUGGAGCUACCUACCUCCCUUCACUCUUUUAAUUUUUUAAAACUUUUUUUUUAUUUAUAUAUAUAUUUGAUAUGUAUGUUGAUUAAAUAAUUAUAAGUAGCUCCCCAGGCCACCAAUAGAUAUAAGGGAAUGGUGUGUUUUGAUUUUCGGUUUCUCGUUCUUGUCACAUGAUAGCAUAUUUUAUCUUAACUGUAACAUUACACAUUCUCUGUAUAGUAAAUUUUCAUACAAGUUUAAUUUAUUAACUUUAAAAAUAAAAAAAUUAAUAGAGACACCUAAGUAGACUAGCAAAAAUGUGUGCAGUUGUAUCAUACCUUUGAAUUACCUGUCCUUUGGACCAGUUAUUAAGUUUCCUUUAUUUCAAACCUUGUAAAACUAAUAAAAUGAUACAUGUUAUGUCCUCUAACUUAAUCUAUUUUUAAAAAAUAUCUGUUCCCUGUCCUCCGAAAAACCUACACCUACAGUUCCCAUCGUGUCGUACAUUUGAAUAAUACCCAGUCCCUGAUGUCCUAUAACAGGGGUCUGUCCACACCAAAUUUACUACCGUUUGGCCGUACCGUCAAAAAUUCAACUUUAGGAAAUCACAAAAAACUUUUUCUUUAAAAAAAAAUUUUUUGCCCUGUAAGAAACUAUAAAUUCAUAUUUUUGUGCUGAUUUCUUAAUUUAAUUUUUCACAAAUUAUGUCUAAAUUUUCACAAAAUGGUUACCUCUCAGAAAAACCCAGACAGACCCCUGUAUAAUAAAGACCCAUGAUGAUAAUUAAGUAACCUUUUAAUAAAUGAAAAUAUAUCCAUAAUAAGUAAUUG